Molecule: messenger RNA, 1020 nt
Organism: Pteropus alecto (black flying fox)
Lineage: Eukaryota; Metazoa; Chordata; Mammalia; Chiroptera; Pteropodidae
Product: proteasome subunit alpha type-4
Cellular component (GO): proteasome core complex, alpha-subunit complex; cytosol; nucleus
Source: RefSeq, a predicted model, not a curated record
AUGUCUCGAAGAUGUGACUCCAGGACCACUAUAUUUUCUCCAGAAGCAGAGGGAUGCAGCAUCCGCAAGCUUCUUGAUGAAGUCUUUUUUUCUGAUAUUUAUAAAUUCAAUGAAGACAUGACUUACUGUGUGGCAGGCAUAAUUUCUGAUACUAAUGUUCUGACUAAUGAACUCAGGCUCAUUGUUCAACAGUAUUUAUUACAGUAUCAGGCUUUUCCUUGUGAGCAGCUGGUUACAGCACUGUGUGAUAUCAAACAAGCUUAUACACAGUUUGAGGAAAUAUGUUCCUUUGGUGUUUCACUGUUGUACAUUGACUGGGAUAAGCACUAUGACUUUCAGCUCUAUGGAAGCAACCCUUGCGGAAAUUAUGGGGGAUGGAAUGCCACAUGCUUUGGAAAUAACAGUGCUGCAGUUGUGUCAAUAUUGAAACAAGACUACAAAUAAGGAGAAAUGACUCUGAAGUCAGCACUUGCUUUAGCCGUCAAAGUCAUCAAUAAAACCAUGGAUGUUAAACUCUCUGCUGAAAAAGUGGAAUUUGCUGCACUAACAAGAGAAAGUGGAAAGAUGGUUAUCAGAAGAAAAAAGUGGAAAGAUGGUUAUCAGUUGAUCAAAAAACAUGGAGAAGAAGAAGCUAAGGCUGAGCAUGAAAAGAAAGAAAAAGAACAAAAAAAGAUAAAUAGAAUCUUGACAACCAUGAAGCUUCUCAUUUUUACCUGCCUCAUGGCUGUUGCCCUUGCCAAGCCUAAUGAACCAGACAGCACAGAGGAGGUCCUCAAACAAAGAAAGUUUUUCAAGUUUGCUCUGUCUAUACCAGGAGAGAUAAGAAAGCAAAAGAUACUUAGCAGUAGCUCAUCAAGUGAGGAAGUUGUUCCCACUAGCACUAAGCUUGAUGUCUAUCCCUAUGCUGUUUGGUAUUAUCCUCCACAAAUUAUACAGUAUAUUCCUAACUUACCAUUCUAUGACAUCACUAAACCCAUCACUUCUGAGAACAUUGAGAAAACUGACAUUACGUCAGAGUAG